AUGUCAACAGAUGUGCACCAUGUGCCUAUACCACAACAAAAGUCAAGAAGAAGUACAAUUCAACUCGCUCAAGAAUCAUCAGAUAGUGAUAAUGAUCCUUCUGAUCAUAUUGCAGUUAUACAAACAGUAAAAGACAAUCGAGUAUUGCUUUCUGAUGAUGAUAUAUCAUCAAGUACUUACUCAAGUGACCAAGAUGAACCGCAACAAAAUCAAAUCAGUUGGGCAGCACCGAAUUCACCUGAGAAGAACUCGAACAUAAAGUCUACGCCAUCUAAUACUCAAGAUGAUACUCAAGAACAGAGAAAUGUGAGAAAAAGAAGAGUAAUUAAACGAAAAGUUCCUUCAACAACGGCUGAUGAAGAGGAGCCAAAAACAGAAACAGAGAAUGCUCCACGCAAAAGAGUUAAGCGUGUUAGAAAGAAAGUCUCUUAUGAAAACGAAGAAAAACCAACUCAAGAAGAUCACUCGGAAUCACAGUUUGAAUUAGAUACAGAGCCAGAACAGAGCAAACCUGACAAUAAAGCUCAAGAAAAAAAGCGCGAAUCUAUAGAUAUCCAGCCAAAAAGACGAGAAAGUCAUUCAACUACAGAAAAUACUACGCAACUUACACCAGAAGAGCGAGAAAGCAUAGCAAAAUCUCCUCUCGAUAUAAAGGACUCAACAAGCUUUCAAAUAAAGCGAAAUGUAAAAGUAUUUGGCCAUUCUGUGUUUAGUUUAAUAGAAUCGGAUAGAAUUUUGUAUUAUACUAAGUACGAAAAGAUCCAACUCGGAAAAGGCUUCAAAAUUUUCAAGAAAAAUACAGGUGAUGGAGAAUUAAUCGGAUUUUUACGAUUUCACAACAUGAAAAAGAGAUUUACGUUCUAUUUAGGCAAAGAUGAAGAGAGUCUUGGUGAAGUUUUCGGUCUUUGUUACAUAACUUCUUCAGAUAUUCUUUCUCGCAUUCGCCAGAUGAGAGUUUGCUUCCAGAAGAGCAUGAAACUUAAUUUUCCGGCCACAAAAGAGCAAAAUCUUUCAAGAAUUUGCAUGAAUUAUGGAAAAGAACUCGAAGAAAAGCGAAAACAGAAAGAAAAGGAGAAAAAGAAGAAUCCAACACAAGAAGGAAAGAAGCUUGAAGAGGAAGAAGACAAAAAUGAAGCAGAAAAAGAAAUAAUUAAUUAUAAUGAUUUUAUUUUCUCCGAAACAAUGAUUCCUCGCGUUAACAAAGAUGGAUCUCUUAGUUUGAACUUCGGUGGCAUCGUUCCCAAGCCUUCAAUAAAGAAUUUCAUCAUUAGAAAACCAAAUUCAAACAAAGUUUCGAUUAUGGUUUACAGAAUGUCUAAUGAAAUGUUCACUGUCAGAUAUAGUGAUCCUUGGACAUUAGAAUCUGCUUUCGGAUUUGCUUUGGCAGCUUUAGAUGGCGAAGGUUAA
This is a messenger RNA of Trichomonas vaginalis G3, 1407 nucleotides long. Its product is annotated as tubby protein, chain A domain-containing protein. The transcript has a single exon. The record is from RefSeq and is a predicted model, not a curated record. NCBI's taxonomy places the organism in Eukaryota, Parabasalia, Trichomonadida, Trichomonadidae. The coding region runs from base 1 to 1407 and encodes 468 amino acids.